AUGUCUGUGUUCACACAGCUGCUGCUCAGGGGCCUGGCCUGGAGGGUGUCCAUGCCGCGUGCACAGGUGCAUUCCAAGCCUCUGCGGGAGCAGCUGGGGAUCAUGGACAAAGCCAUAGGGCUCACCUCCUGCUUCCUGUGUUUCCUCUUGCCUGGGGGCUGGAUGCUGUCCCACCUGGAGAACUACAAGCGUCGGGAGUGAAGGGGCCGGCCCUCCCCCUCACCCUGUGAUCUGACCCCCCCCCACCUCUCCCCAUCGCGUCUGCAUUCCUGGUCCAACACCGGAUCAUGACCUUAGUCAUAGUGACCUCUGCAAUCAUGACCUCUCCACCUCUGUAAUGACAUCCUGAGACCACAUCAGGUGCUUAAUAAGGCCCUGCCCUAGCUGCUUGCGGCCCCUGUAACAAUAAAGUCUAUUUAAACUGAAGAAAAA
Molecule: messenger RNA, 432 nt
Organism: Erinaceus europaeus (western European hedgehog)
Lineage: Eukaryota; Metazoa; Chordata; Mammalia; Eulipotyphla; Erinaceidae
Product: cytochrome c oxidase subunit 8A, mitochondrial-like
Exons: 1
Coding region: 1-201 (66 amino acids)
Biological process (GO): mitochondrial electron transport, cytochrome c to oxygen
Cellular component (GO): mitochondrion
Source: RefSeq, a predicted model, not a curated record